Molecule: messenger RNA, 345 nt
Organism: Peronospora matthiolae
Lineage: Eukaryota; Oomycota; Peronosporomycetes; Peronosporales; Peronosporaceae
Source: the annotation of a GenBank genome assembly
AUGGAACGUCACUUGUCCAAGUACGUCGGGGCAAUGGUGAUGUACCUCAUUGCCAAGCGGUCGAAGAAGAAAUACGGUAUUGACGAUGAGCGACUGACGCUGUAUGCGGCUCUGAAUAGCUGUGCUGAUGCGGUUGGUGACAAGCGCAUGUUUCUUGGAGGGCAUGAACCGAACAAAGCAGACCUCUCGGUCUUUGGUGUCCUUCGUGCGAUGCACGGCCUGGACACGUACAACGACGUGAUGCGUGAGACGAAGAUCGGGCCGUGGUUUCGAUGCAUGACGGAUAGGGUUGGCUCCAGCUCACGCACUGCAAGCAAGCAACUAGAGAUCACGGUCAAGGAGUAA